Entelurus aequoreus (snake pipefish) is the source of this 2456-nucleotide messenger RNA. Its product is annotated as gastrula zinc finger protein XlCGF8.2DB-like. Gene Ontology annotation, molecular function: RNA polymerase II cis-regulatory region sequence-specific DNA binding; DNA-binding transcription factor activity, RNA polymerase II-specific. NCBI's taxonomy places the organism in Eukaryota, Metazoa, Chordata, Actinopteri, Syngnathiformes, Syngnathidae. The record is from RefSeq and is a predicted model, not a curated record. The coding region runs from base 317 to 1045 and encodes 242 amino acids. The transcript has a single exon. Gene Ontology annotation, cellular component: nucleus. Gene Ontology annotation, biological process: central nervous system development; regulation of transcription by RNA polymerase II.
CGUCCAGCAGCUGAUCGGUAAUCCAGAAGAAGUUUCCCCUCAGUUAGGGGGGAGCUCCACUUUGAAGCAGGAGACUCCACAACCACCCUGCAUUAAAAAGGAAGAGGAGGAACUCUGCAUCACUCAGGAGGGAGAGUGUCUUCUAGGACGAGAGGAAGCUGAUUACACCAAGUUUCCACUGAGUAUUCUCUCUGUGAAGACUGAAGAUGAUGAAGAGAAACCACAAGUAGACAACCUCUUAGCUCCACUAUCAGAUAGUGAGGCUGAAGACGAGGUUGAAGAACCUUUGAGCAACGAUACAGACUGUGAAGGUGAUAUGAGGACUCACACUGACAACAAACACUCUUCAAAGAAGAGAGGUAAAACAUGUUUGAGCUGCUCAGUUUGUGGCAAAAGCUUUUCUCGAAAUAGCAUGUUGACUCGACACAUGAGAACACACACAGGAGAAAAACCAUUUACUUGUUCAGUUUGUGGCAAAAGCUUUUCUCAAAAUAGCCGUUUGACUCAACACAUGAGAACACACACAGGUGAAAAACCAUUUAAUUGUUCAGUUUGUGGAAAAAGCUUUUCUCAAAAUCGCAUUUUGACUCAACACAUGAGAACACACACAGGUGAAAAACCAUUUAUUUGUUCAGUUUGUGGCAAAAGCUUUUCUCAAAAUAGCGUUUUUACUCAGCACAUGAGAACACACACAGGUGAAAAACCAUUUAACUGUUCGAUUUGUGGUAAAAACUAUUCGGUUAAGAGCACUUUGAUUGAACACAUGAGAACACACACAGGGGAAAAAACAUUUAGUUGUUCAGUUUGUGGCAAAAGCUUUUCUGUUAAGAGGAAUUUGACUCAACACAUGAGAACACACACAGGUGAAAAAACUUUUGGUUGUUCAGUUUGUGGCAAAAGCUUUUCUGUUAAGAGGAAUUUGACUCGACACGUAGGAACACACACUGGACUAAGACCAUAUAAUUGUUCAGUUUGUGGUAAAAGCUUUCCUCAAAACAGCUCUUUGUGUCGACACAUGAGAACACACGCUGGAAAAACCAUGUAGUUGUUCAGUGUACUGUAAAAGGUUCCCACAUAAUGCAGACGCCGUAAAACACAUGAGAUCACACAAGGGAAAAUACCUAAUUAGCUGUUUAGUUUGUGGUAUGUUGCUCAUAUGUGGUGACAUCCACCCUACCCAGGACCUCCUCACUGCUUCUUUCACAAAUAUCUGAGGUAUUCGUUCAAACUUGGAUCAUGUCUUUUCUGUAUCUGAGACCUUCCUGAACAGUAAGAUAGAUGAUGCUUCAAGUUCUUGGUUACUCCUUCUUCAGUCGAGGGACCUGGGGCCUCAUGUGUCAAGUUUGUGCACGCUCAAAAACCUGCACUACACCCUUUUUCACUGCAAAGUUGAGAUGUAUCAAAACUGACUUUUGGAUGCUGGGUAACUGUUUGCAUAACCAAGUGCCAACUUUCCUCAGACUGAUUGAUGUGCAAAUCAGAGACAUAUGAACAAUGAACCCCCAACACCCACAACCCAACCCCCACCUCCCUCGACAUUCGGGCAUAACAGGUUCAAUCCGGCCCGCGAGAUGAGUUUGCGAAGUGUAAAAUUCAGCUGCAUUUUUAAAUUAAAGAAACUGCUGUUCUAAAUGUGUCCACUGGAUGUCGCAAUAGCAAUUUUUGUUAGGCAAGCAAGUAGUUUAUACCGGGGUGAGCAAGUAUACCAAGCAAGAGGUACACGGUAAAGCGGAGCUGUGACUCCUCCCCCUCCACCCAACGUAAAACAGGAGUAAAAUAAGCAAUCAGUAACCCCACUUAAAAUGCAGCAUGAGACACUGCACACUGAUAUAGUUCUGUGAAAAUGAUUGUCUUCUGUGCAAAUGUAAAGAAAGUGAACAGUGUGUGAUUUACUGCAAUACUGUCAGUCUUUUAACUUUUUAUUUGUGCUUUGUUGAAAUUGUUUACACAUUGCACAGCUUUUAUUUUUCUAUCAAUACACAUUAUGUCUAGAAGACAGGAAGUAACUCAACACUCUUGAAUAGUUUCUACCUCAGUUUGUAUGGUUUGUUGAGUUAGCACAGGAUUAAUAUGUGGAGAUGACAAAUGAGGUAGUUGAUACAUAGAAUAGUUUUUAUUCAUGCUUUAUUUUGUUUUUUGUUCAAUCCUAGAUGGGUUGUGACUUAAAGUGUAAUUGCUUUGUAGAAACACUGAGAUUAAGCCUAAAUUAAUUGUGUUCUUCAUGGUGUUUUUGAAGCUGCACCAUUUUUUUCCUCUAAAUGUUCAACUAACUUGAAGUGUUUUGUCAAGAGGAUUAUUUGUGAUAUGUAUAUUUUCAGAAUGGACUUGUUGUAUUUUGGGCUAAAGUAAAAUAAAGAAAACAAUCUGAAGUUGUCAUAGUUGUAUUUUUAAGUUAUCAUGCCAUGAUUUUACCCGUCCCGCCCACGUGGGAAUAGAUUUUCCUCCAUGUGGCCCCU